AUGUAAAUACUUGAGAAAAUUGGUGAUGGCUUAUCUAGUGAAAUUAAUAAGUGUAUUAUUAAUCAAAAAUAAUGUGCUUUAAAAUUAUUUAAAGAGUGUUCACGUAAAAUACGUGAGAGAGAAAUCAAAAUACUUAAUUCUCUUAAACACGAUAACAUUAUUUCAAUUUUAGAAUAUGAUGAUGAUUAUAAUUGGUAUACAACUCCUUUGAUGAUAACAGACCUUCAUAAACUUAUUAUUAAUCAUGGACCAUUGAAUAGUAAUACAAUACAAAUAAUUCUAUUAAAAUUAUCAAAUGCUCUACUCUAUAUGCAUUCUAUCGAUUAUGUUCAUAGAGAUAUCAAAUUAGAGAAUAUCAUGCUCAAUUCAGAUGCUUAAUUGUUUAUUAUAGAUUUUGGUUUAUCUGUUUGUCUUCAUACAUCUAAAUAAUAUCCUAGACAUUGUGGCACUCUUACUUACAUGGCACCAGAACUUAAUUUAGAUGAAAAAAUAAUCAAUUCCAAUUCUUUAAAAAAAACAGAUGUUUUUGCUUUAGGAGUUGUAAUUUUCACUCUAGCUUAUGGAUAUCCUCCUUUUACUAUUGCUAUUCAAUCUAAAUGCAGAUUUUGGAAUACCAUUUCUUAAUACAAAUGGUAACAGUUUUGGAAUUAUUUUGAUAAAUUGAUAAAGACUCCUCCUCAUCCAGAUUUCAAAGAUCUAAUCUAAAACAUGUUAGAACCUGAUCCAACUAAAAGAUUUACUAUUGAACAAGUUAAUAAACAUCCUUUUAUAACUAAUUAAUUUAACUUAGAAGAACUAAAAGUUAAACUUAAUAUAUGA
Molecule: messenger RNA, 819 nt
Organism: Paramecium sonneborni
Lineage: Eukaryota; Ciliophora; Oligohymenophorea; Peniculida; Parameciidae
Source: the annotation of a GenBank genome assembly